Messenger RNA from Parasteatoda tepidariorum (common house spider), 2795 nucleotides. NCBI's taxonomy places the organism in Eukaryota, Metazoa, Arthropoda, Arachnida, Araneae, Theridiidae. The record is from RefSeq and is a predicted model, not a curated record.
UUCCCAAUUUAUCGAUUAGAUAAGAGAACAUGAAACCGUAGCCUCAAUUUAAAGGGAAGGAAUCUGUCGAGUAAAAAUUGAAACUCCAAGUCAACUUCUUUGGAAAACAACAUAUUCGCUAGACAUGUCCUACUAAAAUUGUUUUCAUUAAAUAACGAUGACUUGAUUAGGAAAAAAAAAGAGUAAAAAUACUAUUCUAACGUUUCAUGAUUAGCAGUUUUUAAAAUGAUUUAAUAACAACAAAAACUCCCAAUUUUUUUGUUCACGUGCCUAUUAUAAUAAUGCAUCAUCGUCCCCAACCACUGUAGCUAAUUCCAUGCAUGCAUUAUUGGUUCUUAAAUAAAGGUAAUGAAGCUGCUCAGAACAGUGAACAUCAAGCCUGAAAAUCAUCGGAGCAAAUAAUCCAGUUCUAUUUUUCCUAACCAUGAGUCUGCCUUCUUGCGGCUUAAAUUAAAAAAGAAAUCGCCGAGACAAAGUAAGUUUAAAAAAAAAAAAAAUUCUUGUACCUUGGCGAAAAGGUGCGACACUUUGACGAAGAACACACCAAGGAUGCAGCCAAAAAGAACAACAUAGCGGAACAUGUUAUGCCAGAGCUCAUCGAGAGCACCCAACUCGUCCCGAGAACUUUUUUACGUGUCAUAAAUUAUGAUGGACGAGUGUUAUGUUAAGCAACCACGUGGGGAGGUGCGAUCGUAAUUUAAAUAAACGAACUGUGAAAUUCCUUUAUUUUUUACCGAAUAACCUUUGCGGUGGUUUGGUUACAAUCGAAUGAUUUUGUUUGAAAUGUUCUAGAGUUUGUGUCGAAUUGUGAACAAGGUGUGAAUAUAUGCUGUGUUUGUGAAAGAGUGUGAGGAUGCUGCUCUUCUGGAAUUUAAUCUGAUCGAACGUGAUAAAAAGAAAAAUCGAACGAGACGACGAUUUCUUUUGGUACUAAGAAAGAUUUCGCAGAAUCAACAAUUUCUUCAAGCAUCAUGCUGAAGCUUCAUCCCUUAACUAAACGAACUCACCUGUGCUGAUCAACCUGUCCAUACCUCGAUGGAUCGGCAAGGUCCGUUUAACCGGAGAAGAAGUAGAGAUAAGCCACACGAAAUCGUGAACCAUUCCACCUGUCCCUUACUGCUGCACGCUGGCCCAAGAGGUGGCCAUGUGAAGCAGGCACUUGCCCUUCAGGAACACUUCACUUAAGAGAUGAAUAGAACUGGACUUAAAUUCACUCUACAGGAUAAACAAAUAAAACAGCAGCAGCAGAAACAAAAGAAAAGACUCUCAUUCCGAGAUCCGGAGGUCGAAGGUCCUCAACAGCAAUCUCAAAUUUACGGUGGUUGUAGACCCAAAGCUCUCAUUCCCUCCUCCAAACCAAAGACGGGAAGCCAAAACGUGGAUAACUUUACUUUAGAAGAUCAAGCACUGCAAAUCGCUCAGAGUGUGGGAAGUGCAUUUUCAGGAUUGUCCCUGCAAACUGACAGACAGACCAACCUUUAUAAUUCCACAGAUUUUCUCGAAAGUACCCAAAACUCUGUCGUGGAGACAAAUAUCGAAGAGUUUCCAGAGAAUAAUUCAUCUUUUCAAAGUAAAAGGAGUCAUCUUAGUCCCUUAAAACUUUCUUUUGGUGACCAAGACUUUUUAGAACGAGACUUGAUCAUGCGCUGCCCAACCAUUGAACCCAAUGAGCAUACAUCUGCACAUAAUAGCAUUCCAACGAUAGAACUAUUAGAAGAGAAGUACCCCAGCAGUGCCCAGCACCAAAUACAACUUCUGAAGUAUCAAUUGGACCAACAAUGUCAGCAGACACGGAUGGCACUCUAUCAAGUACAACUCUUGACGGACCAAAUGGAGGCUGAAUGUGCUGCUAGACACAAAGCACAAGAACAAAAUAAUCAACUAAUGCUCCAGAAUCAAGAUCUACUGAAGCAUAUAGAAAAGUUGUUUCAACAAAUCGAAGAACUAGAAAAGCAUAUCCAUUUCUUGGAGUUAGAUAAGAAAUCAAAAAUUCCACAAUUAGAAACUCAGGUAUCUCAACCACGAGCAUCUUUCUACAUGGGAACUAGACGCCUGAGUGGAGAUCAAACUUCAGAGAUAAAACCACAAGCAAGUAUGGGACAGACACCAGCAAGUAGAAGCUCAUUCACCACUACAAAACCACUUCUACCACAAACCAAAGUAACUUCAUCCACUAUGCAACCAAACACUUUGGCUGCCACUAGAAGAUCAUCACUGACUUCGCCAAAACCGUUCACAGCUGCUCAAAUGAGGAACGACAGCUCAAGCACUCUACAUAUAGGCGACACAAGCCCACCCGUUCAGAGUGGUCCAACCAGCCCUUUCAGUUCCUCUUGGCGACUGAAAACUCCAGAACCACCAACACGAGAGAAAUCGCCAACUGUGCCGGAAAGAACCCGAACCAGCAGCUUUAGUGCUUUAAGCAAACUAAAACCACCUGAAAUUAAUACAAAAACUUCCUUCUUUAGUGGAAGUAACACUACAAGUGCUAUAACAAACAAAAAACACUCCUCGAGUACUUCUGAUUUGUAUAACUCAAACGUGUUUCAUUCUAGUAAGCCGUCAUUAGUGUUGGAUGAUGCAUCUUCGAGUGGAAAAAGUGCCAUUAGUAGUGUCAGUGCCACUCCUGCAAGCAAACUUCCAAGGUAUCAAGCCUACUCUGGAUGGCAGAGACGCAGCUCUCUAACAAAAGAAUCUGAACAGAACUCUACAGCAGGAAAGGACAAAUUAAGACACUUUUAAUUUAUAAGCCUUAUAGUCUAGUCUGAUUAAGAAAUUAAAGUUUUCUCAUAUAA